Chironomus riparius is the source of this 4121-nucleotide messenger RNA. The record is from the annotation of a GenBank genome assembly. Lineage: Eukaryota; Metazoa; Arthropoda; Insecta; Diptera; Chironomidae.
UUUAGAUGUGAAGCAGAAAGCAACUCAAGAAGAGAAGAAAAAAAGUUUAAAAAAAAAUAUUUCUUGUUGAUAAUUUUCAACGAGAAUUAAAUUGAGUUCAAGGAAAUAAAAGGAAAGGAAUCGAAAAAUAAACUUUGAUAAAAAAAAUAAAUAAAAAUAAAAACAAAAGAGCAGUAGUAACAAAUCAAUUUCUGACUACUUUCCACUCGGGUGAAAUUGUUUUUUUUUUUUUAUUUUGUUUGUUGAUUUAACAUUUCAAAAAGAAAGUUGAAGUGCAGUUGCAAAUAUCAAAUAAAAAUAAAUCACCAAUUUGAGAGGAUUAAAAAUUAAGACGUGAAAAUGCUACCACGACUGAUUCGAUUAGCGUUUCUAGCCUGUAUACUAUUGCUCAUAUUCUCACAUUUAACAGACAGUGCUCAAGAAAAGAGGAGAAUACGAAGGCCAACUACCUUAGGUAAUAAAAAUACAGAGAAAUCUUCAUCAUUUAAAAAUGUCACUAGAUCGACAAGUUCGGCAGUCAAGAAAGAAGCUCAAGAUAGAAGUGAUUUGGCACCAGCACCAUCCACAAAUAGAUUCAAAGUGAGAGCACGAAAACCAUCGUCAGCUCUUGCUGUUUCAGCUUCUUCUGAUAAUUCAGUAUCAACAUCAAAGGAAGCUAAAGAUAAGGAUGGAUAUAAAGUUGUCUGUUACUAUACAAAUUGGUCACAAUAUCGUGUCAAGAUCGGUAAAUUCGUACCAGAAGACAUCCCAGCUGAUCUUUGUACCCACAUCAUUUUUGCAUUCGGGUGGUUGAAGAAAGGAAAAUUGAGUUCAUUUGAAAGCAAUGACGAAACUAAAGAUGGAAAAGUUGGAUUGUAUUCAAGAAUUGUUGGACUUAAGAAGACUAAUCCAAGUCUCAAGGUUCUAUUAGCUAUUGGAGGAUGGUCAUUCGGUACACAAAAGUUCAAGGAAAUGUCAAAAUCAAGAUUCGCUCGUCAAACAUUCAUAUUUUCAGCAAUUCCAUAUUUGAGACAGCGUGGAUUUGAUGGUCUUGAUUUGGAUUGGGAAUAUCCAGCUGGUUCGGAUGACAAGAAAAAUUUCGUUCUCUUAUUGAAAGAAUUGAGAGAAUCCUUUGAAGCAGAAUCACAAGAAGUUCAUCAACCUCGUCUCUUAUUGACAGCAGCUGUGCCAGUUGGACCAGACAACGUUCGCGGUGGAUAUGAUGUUCCAGCUGUUGCUAGUUAUCUUGAUUUCAUCAAUCUUAUGGCUUACGAUUUUCAUGGUAAAUGGGAAAAAGAAACUGGACAUAAUGCACCUCUUUAUGCGCCAUCAACAGACUCAGAAUGGCGUAAACAACUUUCAGUUGAUCAUGCUGCAGGCUUAUGGGUUAAAUUAGGUGCACCCAAAGAGAAAUUAAUCAUUGGUAUGCCAACAUAUGGUCGAUCAUUCACACUAGCAAAUACUGAUAAGCAUGGACCAAAUUCACCUGCCACCAGUGGAGGACGUGAAGGAGUUUACACAAAAGAAAGUGGUUUUCUUGCAUAUUAUGAAAUCUGUGAGAUGCUUAAUAAUGGCGCUGUUUAUGUUUGGGAUGAAGAAAUGAAAGUUCCUUACAUGGUUGAUGGAGAUCAAUGGGUCGGAUUUGAUGAUGAAAGAGCAAUAAGAAAUAAAAUGAGAUGGAUUAAAUCUAGCGGUUAUGGUGGUGCUAUGGUAUGGACCGUUGACAUGGAUGAUUUCUCAGGAACAGUUUGUGGUAAUAAUGUGAAAUAUCCAUUGAUUGGUGCUAUGCGUGAAGAACUUAGAGGAGUAUCACGUGGAAAGGAUGCAAAGGAUGUCGAUUGGGAGAAGGUCGCUGCUACUUUCGAUGAUUUACCAGAAAAACCAGAGCCUAUUAAGAUUGACGUUGCUGAGUUGCUUGCUAAAGUACAGAAACCAGAAAAGAAGACCAAGAAAGUUAAGCCAGGAUCAGCUAAAGCAGACACAAGAAAACGUCCAGCACAAAUCUUCUGUUACUAUACAAGUUGGUCAAUGAAGAGACCAGGCGCUGGCAAAUUUGAGCCUAAAGAUGUCGAUCCAAGCUUGUGUACUCAUUUGGUUUACGCAUUCGCAACAUUGAAAGACCACAAAUUGAGUGAAGCUAACGACAAUGACCCUGACAUGUACGAUCAAGUUUUAGCACUACGUGAAAAGAAUCCUGACAUGCAAGUUUUAUUAGCUAUCGGAGGUUGGGCAUUUGGAUCUACACCUUUCAAAGAAUUAACAUCAAAUGUCUAUCGUAUGAAUCAAUUCGUCUAUGAAGCCAUUGAGUUCUUAAGAGAAUACACAUUCAAUGGAUUAGACAUCAAUUGGGAAUAUCCAAGAGGAGUUGAAGAUCGUAAAGCAUAUUUGAAUCUUGUCCGGGAAUUACGAAUUGCCUUUGAAGGAGAAGCUAAAUCAUCAGGACAACCAAGACUUUUACUUACAGCUGCUGUGCCUGCAUCUUUCGAAGCCAUUGCAGCUGGUUAUGAUGUGCCAGAAAUUUCAAAAUAUCUCGAUUUUAUUAAUGUCAUGACUUAUGAUUUCCAUGGACAAUGGGAGAGACAAGUUGGGCAUAAUUCACCACUUUUCCCACUCGAAUCAGCAUCAGGACAUCAAAAGAAAUUGACUGUUGAUUAUAGUGCACGCGAAUGGAUUAAACAAGGAGCACCAAAAGAAAAAUUAAUAAUUGGAAUGCCAACUUAUGGACGAUCAUUCACAUUGAUCAAUGAUACACAGUUCGAUAUUGGAGCACCAGCUAGUGGAGGAGGAGCAGCUGGCAAAUUCACAAAUGAAGCCGGUUUUCUUGCUUACUAUGAAGUUUGCUCAUUCCUUGCUCAAACAAAUACAACAUUAGUUUGGGAUUCAGAACAACAAGUUCCAUUUGCUUAUCGUGAUGAUCAAUGGGUUGGAUUUGAUGACGAACGAUCUUUAAAGACUAAGAUGGAUUGGCUCAAGGAGAAUGGAUAUGGCGGUGUUAUGGUUUAUGCCAUCGAUAUGGAUGAUUUUGGUGGAAGAUGUGGAGCUGGAAAGUAUCCAUUGUUGAAUACACUUAAAACAGAACUUGAUACUUACAAAGUUGAACUAGAAUAUGAUGGUCCCUAUGAGUCAUACAAUCCAAAUGGAAAAUAUACAACCAAAGAUCCAAAUGAAGUUACUUGUGGAGAACAAGACGGUCACAUAAGUUAUCAUCCUGAUAAACUCGACUGCACACAUUAUUAUAUGUGUGAAGGUGAACGUAGACACCACAUGCCGUGCCCCGUAAAUUUAGUCUUCAAUCCAAAUGAAAAUGUAUGUGAUUGGCCUGAAAAUGUCGAAAGUUGCUCGCAACACACAAAGGCUCCUCCAACUGAUUAACUUUAAAAAAGAUGAAUUAUUAUUUCUGCACAUGAUGUCGAAAUAAGUUGAUCGUAAUUUUUUUUUUAAUUUUUUGAAAAAAGUGAUUAAUUCAUUCUAUUGUCCUAAUUACAUUAAUAUUAUAUAAUUUCUUUGUAAAUAUUCCAAAUUCUUCAAAAGAACAAAACUUUCGUCGUCAGUCUCCGCUUUCUUCCUUCCAUAUAAAAAUACGUAAAAAUCUAAAUUUUAAUUUAUAUCCCUUUUCUGUUUCAUCCAUUUUGUUUGUCAAAGACUUUUGGAAAUCGUUCAUUGAAUCAUAAAUUAUGCAGAAAUUCGCAAAUUGAAUGUGCGCCUUAUAUAAAUUAAUGUGUUUUGCGCAUAAAAUGCGCGUAUUAUGUUCGAAUAUGUAAAAUGCGUACUAUAUCAAAACAAUUGAAUGUUUUCGUAUAAUGCGCAGCUUUGUUGUAAAUGAACGAUUUUUAAAAAGAUUUUAGUCUAAAUUGAUUUACUGCCAUCUUAUGUAAAAGAGAAAAGAAAUGAAAAACUGCCCCUAAAACAAUACUCACAAGACAAUUGAAUGCUUAAAAGUCUGUGGUUAAAGAGAAAAGCAAAACAAAUUUGAAAUCUACUUAUUGUAAUUUUAAUAAUUUAUAAGAGAAAAAGAAAAAAUCUUUUUAUUUUCAAAAAAAAAAUCUACAAAUGUAACUUUAUGAUGUUAAGAUUUCAUGAACAUUGUACUGUUAAGAAAAUUUAUUAAAGGAAAUGAGAACAAAUAAAGAGAAAUUCCAUAA